AUGUCGGCCAUGCUCAUAUAUCCUAAUUCCCUCCUCUUGACGUUGCAAACACUUUCAAACGCCUUGAAAACUCCUGUUCCCAUGCCCCAACCGGCAGAUGCGAGAGUGUCCAUGACCCUAAGCCUAUACAAGAAGUCCAUGUUUCGCAACAUAAGUCCCCAUACCCAAGGCACCCAAUUUUUUUGUUUUGCUGCCGUCCCUGCUGAUCCUCAAGUGGCGGCGGUGUCAACCCGCGCCCCAUCCCGAAGAUGGUGGAAUGAAUGCAAAAAGAGCAAAGAUCUAGAAAAUGGUAAAACAUGA
Messenger RNA from Colletotrichum paranaense, 300 nucleotides. RefSeq lists its product as uncharacterized. The record is from RefSeq and is a predicted model, not a curated record. The coding region runs from base 1 to 300 and encodes 99 amino acids. The transcript has a single exon. NCBI's taxonomy places the organism in Eukaryota, Fungi, Ascomycota, Sordariomycetes, Glomerellales, Glomerellaceae.